Molecule: messenger RNA, 846 nt
Organism: Tetrahymena thermophila SB210
Lineage: Eukaryota; Ciliophora; Oligohymenophorea; Hymenostomatida; Tetrahymenidae
Exons: 1
Source: RefSeq, a predicted model, not a curated record
AUGUCUAAUGAAUUUUGUUAUUGUUUUGAUUCAAAAAAAAAACAUGCAACAGCAAAAUAAACUACAACUAAAAAAAAAAAAAGAAAUAGUUUAUCUCGUUUAGAAGAAUAACCCCAUUACCAAGAUUCAAAAUAGGUUUAAGAAAAUAAAUAAAAUACUACAUCAAUAGGAUCUAUUGAUCCAAAUUAAUAUCUUUCAGAAAUAUAAAAUAUAAAAACUAUUAUUUAAGAACUUAGAAAUGAUGUCUAAUAAUUAAAAGAAGAGAAAGAUAACAUAGAAGAGUAAAAACAUUCAUAGUUUCAGAAUUCACCUUUUGCUUCGAAUUCAACUUACUAAUAUAUUUUAAAUCCAUUAAAAAGCUAAACAGAUAAUAUUCUUUAGCAAAAAAUGUUAAAAUCCAAUAAUAUUGAAUAUAAUAAAUAGUCAAGCUAAGUCCGUUCAUCUUUAAGUAAACAAAGUUUCUCCUUUUAAAGUGUUAAAGAUGCUGUAAGAGAAUACAAACUUAAUGAUACCGCUUUUAAUAUUUUAAAGGGAUAAAAUGAUUAGCAGGAAUAAAUUUAACCUAUAGUGUAUGAGAGUACCUUAAAUAGCAAAAAUGUUUUAGAAUUAUAAUUUAAAAUCAAAGAAGUUAAUUAUAAAAUGUAUGCUUAGAUUAAAAACUAGGAUUAUGAUCAAAAUUAUUUACAUGACAAGCUUCAAGAAUAUUAAAAUAUUUAUUUGGAUAAUGAAUAAGGAGUAGUUGAAACCAAAAGAUUUGGAAAAGAAUUUUUAGAAUAUUUGAUCCUUAAUGUUACUACAAAAAAAGAUGAAGUCUGCUCAGAUCCCUUAAUGCUUUAAUUUGAAUGA